This is a messenger RNA of Topomyia yanbarensis, 744 nucleotides long. It is a transcript of the gene RpS16, whose product is annotated as small ribosomal subunit protein uS9. The record is from RefSeq and is a predicted model, not a curated record. NCBI's taxonomy places the organism in Eukaryota, Metazoa, Arthropoda, Insecta, Diptera, Culicidae. Gene Ontology annotation, cellular component: ribosome; cytosolic small ribosomal subunit. Bases 100 to 546 code for a protein of 148 amino acids. The transcript has 3 exons. Gene Ontology annotation, biological process: translation; maturation of SSU-rRNA from tricistronic rRNA transcript (SSU-rRNA, 5.8S rRNA, LSU-rRNA). Gene Ontology annotation, molecular function: structural constituent of ribosome; RNA binding.
UAUUGGUUGACAGUUGUUUGACAGCUUAGCUGUCAAUUUUGGUUCAGUGCCUUCGUAUCUACUUCCUUUCUUUCUAGUUUGUUGUGUACCGAACCAAACAUGCCAAAAGCUCGUAAGGAACCCGUCAAUGCUGUGCAGGUCUUCGGACGCAAGAAAACUGCCACCGCCGUAGCGUACUGCAAGCGCGGUCGCGGUCUGCUACGCGUGAACGGACGCCCAUUGGACCAGAUCGAACCUAAGAUUCUGCAGUACAAACUGCAGGAACCGCUGCUGCUCCUGGGCAAGGAAAAGUUUGCCGGAGUUGACAUCCGCAUCCGAGUAUCCGGUGGUGGUCAUGUUGCCCAGAUCUACGCCAUCAGGCAGGCCAUUUCCAAGGCUCUGGUUUCGUUCUACCAGAAGUAUGUGGAUGAGGCAUCCCGCAAGGAGUUGAAGGAUAUCCUAACCCAAUACGACCGAACGCUGCUGGUUGCUGAUCCACGUCGCUGCGAGCCGAAAAAAUUCGGUGGUCCAGGUGCCCGCGCUCGCUACCAGAAGUCUUACCGUUAAGCUGUACGGCCUGUGUGGUGUUCCGUGUUUGGAAGCUCUGUCGGCAUUGCAAAUGUUUUCUCUGUAUGUUGCUGCCUUAUAUUUUUGGCACACGAGAAAUUUAGCUCAGCGGUGUAAGGAAUCAGUACGUUUUAAGAUUAUGCAGAUGAGGUUGAACAUUAAAGAAAAGUAAAGGAGGACUGGAGAAAAAACAAAGAA